AUGGAGGAGGAGGUCUUUGCUCUACGGCACUCAACAUUCAGCUGCAUCGGGGAGUUCAUCUCAUCGUCUAAGCCGGUAAUCAGUGGGAGCCGGUCGACAAUGAGAAACGCGCGGUCCGUUGAGCGCCCGACCAGCCCAAGCGGACGCCACGCAUGGCGGCAUGGGCAGCAGUGCUCCCUGGGCUCUGGAGUACCUAUCAAUAAGGUAGUGGUAGCUGAGGAAGCCACCGACUUCACACACUGGAGUCUUGCGCUCAGAGCAGGGCAGACUCUCUCCGUCGUUCCCUGCGGCACCAUUCGGCUGCGCUACCAUCCGCUGGGCGAUAACAGGAAAGGCGACGGGAACCCCAAUUCCUUCCACGUCUGUGCCCACGCCCGCCCGCCCGCUCCCUCACUCCCUCUCUCUUGCCCUCCAGUGCCUCCACUUGCGCCAGCCUAUUUUGGUAGGCGGAACAGCGGGCAGGGGUACCUCAUGGCUUAUGGGAGUGGACUGGCUGACUGGUUCUCAGCCUGA
This is a messenger RNA of Colletotrichum lupini, 513 nucleotides long. RefSeq lists its product as uncharacterized. NCBI's taxonomy places the organism in Eukaryota, Fungi, Ascomycota, Sordariomycetes, Glomerellales, Glomerellaceae. Bases 1 to 513 code for a protein of 170 amino acids. The transcript is spliced from 3 exons. The record is from RefSeq and is a predicted model, not a curated record.